UCACUCCCGCCGAACCCGCCCAGCGCCUCCGGAGGUCUCCGCUAAACGGCGCGCCGGGGCCGGGUAUGUCAUGCCGGAGAGGAUCGGUUCUUCAGCCGAGUGAGUCCAAGCUCACGAUACCAGCACCGACGACAACAACAACAGCAGCAGCAGCAACAGCAACAACAACAACAACAAGACCAACGCGCCUGAAGGGAGGUGGGGAGGGGGAGGGGGAGACGGAACCGGCCUGGUUCCCAUUUUCGACGAAGCCGCCGCCGCCGCCGUAGUGCGCAGGGCAGCAGCACAUCCUCCCCUUUAGUUACCAGACCGACAAGGCACCCGCCCCAUGGCCCGCAGACCCAGCGAUGCCUUCUCCCAGUACAGCGGCGCCCCUAGCGAUGCGCCUUCGGGGAUGGCGGGGCGCCCGCGCCGUAUGUCGAUGGAGGAAGACAUGUUCUACCGGGAGGUCAUGACGUCGCGGCCGGCCAAGCCGCCCAGCUACGAGUCGGCCAUGAAGGCGGCCCUCGCCGCGCAGAGGAGGGCACAGGCCGCGCCGGCAAAUGUUGCCGACGAAGUGCUGCCGCCGUACUCGUGUGACAUCAACCUGGAGGGGGUCUUCAUGCGCAAAAUGGAAAUCGAGGAGACGACGAAGCGGGCCGAGUAUCGCGACUGGAGGAUGGUGUAUGUUGAGCUGCGGGGCACCGCGCUCAACAUCUAUUCGGUGAAGAAGGAGAGGGGUUGGUGGCCGUCCUCGUCCAAGCAUGACGGGCCCGAUAUCUCGCCCGACCAACCGCCGUGGGUAAAGAAGUCGACCUUGGAGAGGGCGUACAGCCUACUCCAUGCGGAUGCGGGGAUUGCCGCCGACUACAGGAAGCGACGAUAUGUCAUCCGCAUGAGAGUAGAAACCGACCAGUUCCUCUUGUCAUGCGUCGAGCUUGGAACGUUCGUGACGUGGCUAGACGGUAUCUUCGCCGCCAUCAACGUGUCACCGCCAAUCGACGAGCGCGACUUCCCUCGCGAUUUCAGCGUGCCGCGGAUCCAGAGGAUACGGUGGCUCCGCGGUCAGCGGCCACAGCCUGAAGACAGCAUCGGCUUUCACCGGCUGACGGAGCAACGGAGGCAAGACGGCAGCAGCGAAGACGAGGAAGGCGACAGGGACGGAGAGGUCGAGGACGGUGAAGCGCAAGAUCUAGGGUACAGCAGGGAUGAGGAGGGUAAUGCCGGAUACGGCCCUCGGACCGACCAUCCCAUCGUGGGCAGACUGUCGACAACGUCGUACCCCAACGAGAACAUCGACCCGGAGACGGGCAAGUGGAGGCCGCAGCACGUAUGGAGCACGACACACGACCAGCUGUAUGCACGGCUGUGCUACAGCGUGCUGCUCUUCAAGAGCCCGCGCAAGAGCAACUAUGUGAUUUCGCGGGGAAAGCGCUGGUACGUCGACUGGGAGACGGGCCGCAUGGUACGGGUCUUGCCGCCGGCGUACGGCGAGGUGGAUGUCAUGGGCCCCUGGCAGGUCAUUAUGCCGGAGAACAGGCUGCUAUAGUUGGUGGGGUCAGCCGGGAAGGCUGCGUUCUGCAUACAUGGCGAUCUUUUAUGUGCCACUUUCGUGCGCUACGAGCGACUCGGUUUGGAUAUCCCUAUGCUUUCCUUUUGUCAUACCGGCGGCGUGGAGUUCAGGGGUGUGG
This is a messenger RNA of Thermothelomyces thermophilus ATCC 42464, 1670 nucleotides long. RefSeq lists its product as uncharacterized. The transcript is spliced from 2 exons. Lineage: Eukaryota; Fungi; Ascomycota; Sordariomycetes; Sordariales; Chaetomiaceae. The coding region runs from base 329 to 1528 and encodes 399 amino acids. The record is from RefSeq and is a predicted model, not a curated record.